This is a messenger RNA of Macrosiphum euphorbiae (potato aphid), 405 nucleotides long. Lineage: Eukaryota; Metazoa; Arthropoda; Insecta; Hemiptera; Aphididae. The record is from the annotation of a GenBank genome assembly.
AUGCUAAAGUGUACUGAAGCAUUAGACACAAACAACGAGAUUAGUGAAUACGAUGCGAUGGGUAUUAGUUUUGCAGCAAAAAUGAAAAAAAUGAAAACGGAUCAACAAAUCUAUGCUGGAUUAUUAUGCCAAAAAGUGUGUGCUAAAGCUCUAUUACAGCAGUUAAUUGCUGAUUUUGAUGUUGUUGAUAUGAAAAAUGUAAAUAACUCCCAUCAACUUUAUUCAUCCAGCUAUGACAAUACUGACACUACCACACUUCAACAUUUAACAACUGCAGACAAAUCUCCUCAUUGUUACACAAACUAUGGACAGUUAAAUAAUCUGCAAUCGGAUUCUUCUUCAUCAACUGAAUCCUCGGUUACUGAUUAUUUCACAAAUUUUCUUGGAGAAAGAAAAUGUUCAUAA